GGUAGUUCCCGCGUAAAACUGCAGCCACUGACGUACAUUGCGGAUUGGUGAAAUACUCUAAACAACUUCGUGGCCAAUCAUGAUGAGACGGUAUAAAAGAACACUAGUAACACGUUUAUGUUUCAAACACUCUUAGAAGGCGAGAAACCAGUACGACGCUGCAUUAGCAAUACUCAGGGCUUUAUACAGGACUGGAAAAACUUAGAUUACAAAGAGAGAGAUUUUUGUUUUGUUUUUGGAACGUGAGAAGAUCGAAUCUGGUACAUGUUCAGCAAGAUCCAAAUGAUGGCGAAAAACUAUAAAAUAUCAUCAACAUUGACUUUGCUCCUAUAUUGCCUAGUGCCCAUGGCAACAGGAUGUGGCAGGAUAAAAGAAAAAACUAUGGUGAGUCCGGGAGAUGAAAUAUACGUGUCACUUUUGCUCCAGCCGAAUACGGAAUCAGAGGAUUUGUCAAAAGCUGACGAUUCGGCUUACAUACACCAACCAAAUACGGAAUCAGAAGAUGCAUCAAAGAAUACAGAAUCAGUUUACAUUCCACCCAAACCACUUCAUUUUAUGAAAAAUAAAAGGUAUCGACGUUACAUCGACCCAGUAUCAGAUAUAUCACCUGAAGCAAUGGACCAACCGUACUUGAAGAUUUUUCAGAAAACUGACAGCAACUCGGACGGAUACAUUACUGUGGAUGAAUACUUAGAAAACAAUCCCAACAUGACGAAUGAUGACACUCGAAUUGUGAUGGAGGUCUAUGACAAGAACAGAGAUAGCAGAGUGUCUCAAGCAGAAUUCCUGCGAGAAGGGAAACCAGCAUUCUUUGAUAAUUUUGAAGAGUCACGUACAGAGGCCUGUGACGUCAUGGCACUGCAUCAAUGCGGCAUGGAUUUCAUCAAUAUUGUACAACUAGCACGUGACGACAAUGAGGCUGUAUGUAUUGGUCUUCAGGCAGCAGGUUCAUGA
Molecule: messenger RNA, 954 nt
Organism: Saccoglossus kowalevskii
Lineage: Eukaryota; Metazoa; Hemichordata; Enteropneusta; Harrimaniidae
Molecular function (GO): calcium ion binding
Source: RefSeq, a predicted model, not a curated record